AUGACAAGCAGCACGAGCACAGGCACGGGAGGCGGCAACGACGGCGUGCGCGCUGCCAGGACCUGGUGGGCGACGACGCUGGGCAACGCGCACGGAUCAGCGGCCUUUGGCCCGCCGACGCCCGCGGCGGUGCAAGAGGCGCGCGGCUACUACUUUGACGAGGACGAGGCAGGCGAGGCAGGCGAGGCAGGCGAGGCAGGCGAGGCGCACCAGCGGAGCAGGCCUGCGAUCAAGGACGGCGGCGAGGACAAGGCGCGGUCGAGGAGCGCAGACUCGGACGCCACGCUCGUCGAUGCCGAUGGGGCGUGCGACAAAGAAGAAGGGGCAGAGGAGGCAGCGUUUGCCGUCGAUGGCUCGAGUCGGGGCGUAAUUCGGAGGCGCGGCGUGGAAGACGAGGACGAGGCGGGCGGAUGGCGAAUGACGGACCGGGAGCUGUACCACCGGCUGCAGAACCUGAGCCGGUAUCCACGCUCGACGAUUGCCAUUGCGCGGCGGCGCCUCCUCGUCGAGAUGGCCCAUGUGCUACGUACGGUCGACUGCAAAGACCCCAGCUCAAUUCUCUCGCUGCCCACGCGCUUCGAUGCGUGCGCGCUCGACGGCUUUCUCACGGCACAGCACGCGGCGACCUCGGACAAGUUUCGCGCCUACUCGCAGCGCCGGCAGGCCGCCUUUCAGCAGGCACGGCGCGAGGGCAGGAGCAUGCGCGAGGCGCGCACGGCCGGCUGCGAGAUGUUCGACGGUGGCCAGGCCCAGUGCAUCGAGUGGCUCCGCCGCGCCAGCGUCGUCAAGUACGUCGACGGCAGCUGGCUGGCCCACCUGCUGCGCACCACGACGGGCUGUAGCGGCGGCAGCGGCGGAUCCAGCGACGGCUCCAGCGGCGGCUCCAGCGACGGCUCCAGCGACGGCUCCAGCGACGGCUCCAGCGACGGCUCCCUCACCGGCUCUGGCCGCGGCAGCCUCUCCCUCGCGGCCCAGCGCAGGGCAGCACGGGCCUGCUGGCAGGUCAUGAGCGAGGAGCUGGGCGACGGCGAGCUGGAGCGCAGCCACGUGGCCAUCUACGAGGCCCUCAUGGACCGCCUCGAAGGCGCUGGCGUCUCGGCGCCGCCCAAGGGCGAGGAGCGCGCCUUUACCGAGUAUGCGCCCGCGGGCGACGGGGCUAGCAGGAGGAAGGAAAAGGGGGACAACAAGGAGGAGAAAGAGGGCAAGGGCCGGCCAAGCGACUCGCAGGGCAAUGCGCGCUGCUGGCGCGCCGCCGUGGUGCAGCUGAGCCUCUCGGCCUCGCCGCUCGAGUUCCUGCCCGAGGCCCUGGGCUUCAACAUGGCCUACGAGGGCCUGCCCUACCACCUCCUCGUCUCUGCGAGCGAGAUCGAGGAGCUGAUCGACGCCGACGCCGCCGCCUACUUUUGGCUCCACGUCUCCAUCGACAAUGCCGACUCGGGCCACGCGGCCAUGGCGCGCCUCGCCGUCGUCGACUUUCUGCGCGCGGCUGCAAAGGAAAAGGGCACGCAGUUUGGCGACGAGAUGUGGGCCCGCGUCAAGCUUGGCUAUGCCCUCGCCGAGGCGGUGCCCACGACGCCGGUGCUGUCUUCUUCUCCUUGUGAACCCAACGAUGCCACGCCGCCCCACCUCACCAGCACGGCCCUCGCGCGCGACGACGUCGAUCCACCGUCGGCGGCCGAGGCACGCGCAGCCGAGACGCGCAGGCGCAGCGUCGAGGCCACGCUGCGCAACAAGGCAGCGACGGCCUUUGGCGUCCACGCCUCGGUGCAUGCCCAGCUGGCCGGCCGGAGCGUGUCCGACUGGCUGGAUCCGGCGCACAUCGACGAGAAUGCGCCCAAGCUCGUCGCCGCCAUUGCAUCCAGCCCCGUCUGGACGCAGCCGGGCGACGCAGCGGCCAGCCGGUUCGUGCGCGAGUUUGAGUGGGGCGGCAAGAUGUUUGGCGCCAUGACGGCACGCGAGGUCGAUGGGCUCAAGGCCUGGGUCAAUGGCUUACCACGCCGGCACGCGACCAUCGAUGAUGAUGAUGAUGAAACCCUCCUCUUCCAGGGCGACAGGCUCAAGCAGGCGGCCAUCGACGUCGUUGGCGACUACCUGGCCCAGCACAGUGCCGCCAGCGAGACGCGCUUCGUGCCUGACGAGUCGCUGCGGCCCAUCUACCUCGACGGGCCCCUGGUUGCUGCGCAUACAUGGUCGGCGCUGGGCGAGACGGUGUAUGCCAACAUCAUGGCGCGGCCCGAUGCGCAGCGCCCACGCCUCGAGGAGCAGGACGUGCUCCUUGUGCAUCUCGCGCAGCAGCAGGAUGCGCCCGCCUCCCGCCAGCGACUCAGCCAGCGCACACUCACCGACGCCGAGCUGCGCGCGCUCGUGCCCACGCUCCUCGUCUCGGCUGCGCCGCUGGAGCACGCCAUCUCUGCCUCGUGUGGCCGCCUGGCCUCACCGCUCGGCAUGGCUUGCGUCAAGGUCCUCCGCGUCCUCCUUGGCUUCACCGAGCGGACGGCGCCGCCUGCGACGGCAGCGACGACGGCGGCGGCGGGCAGUGCCGACGCCACGCGCGACCUCCGCGAUGUGGGCUGCAUGGGCACCGACGACGUCGAGGAGCAGCGCGACGGCGUCUGGGAGCUCGUCCAGGUGCUUCGCGCUCGCCUGGAUGGGGACACAGCCACGCUCGACUCAGCACCGCCGCCACCUUUGCCGCAGCAGCAGGUGCCGCUCGACGCGCUGCCGCGGGACAGGCAGAGGCAGCCCUGCCACUUUGGCCUGCCUGCCCUCGUGCUCCACCUCGGCGCAGAUCUGUGGAGCGACAAUAUGCCGGUGCUGCUCGGCAUGUCGUCGCUCCUCGUCGGCGAGCUGCUCCCACACCCGCGCGUGCUCGAGGCGCUGCAGGACGACGGCGCCCAGGCCCAGCGCAUGGUCGAGCUGACGACGCUGGCAAAGGCGUGGAUCGACUAUGCGAUCCAGCUCGGCCUGAAGGCGCGUGCGAUGCGCGGCGUGCCCGACUGCGACUGGGCGCGCCUCGUCGAGCAGGGGGAGCAGCUUGCCUACAACGGCAUCAUGGCCGCCAUCGCGCCUGCUGCCUAA
Molecule: messenger RNA, 3078 nt
Organism: Acaromyces ingoldii
Lineage: Eukaryota; Fungi; Basidiomycota; Exobasidiomycetes; Exobasidiales; Cryptobasidiaceae
Exons: 1
Coding region: 1-3078 (1025 amino acids)
Source: RefSeq, a predicted model, not a curated record